This is a messenger RNA of Helobdella robusta, 921 nucleotides long. RefSeq lists its product as hypothetical. Gene Ontology annotation, molecular function: voltage-gated potassium channel activity. NCBI's taxonomy places the organism in Eukaryota, Metazoa, Annelida, Clitellata, Rhynchobdellida, Glossiphoniidae. Gene Ontology annotation, cellular component: membrane. The transcript has 6 exons. Bases 1 to 921 code for a protein of 306 amino acids. Gene Ontology annotation, biological process: potassium ion transport. The record is from RefSeq and is a predicted model, not a curated record.
AUGAAGAAAGCUCACUGGACGGAACAAUACACGUGGUCACUGUUCAAGGCCCUCUCCCACAUGCUGAGUAUUGGCUACGGCAGAUACGCUCCACAGAGUCUCAUGGAUGUCUGGCUAACUAUCGUGAGCAUGGUGUCUGGAGCAAUAUGUUACGCUCUGAUAGUCGGACAUACAACAACCCUCAUCCAGUCAUUCGAUACGUCCAAAAGACUCUAUAGAGAAAAACUAAAACAGGUGGAGGAGUACAUGCUGUACAGGAAGUUACCUCGUGACAUGCGCAAACGGAUAACGGAUUAUUAUCAGCACAGAUACCAGGGUAAGAUGUUUGAUGAGAUCAACAUACUCGAUGAACUCAAUGGAUGCCUCAAAGAGGAAAUUGUAAACUUCAACUGCAGAGCACUUGUGGCCUCGGUUCCUUUUUUCAUGAACGCCGAUCCCAAUUUCGUUAAUGAAGUAGUCUCAAAACUGAGAUAUGAAGUGUUCCAGCCCGGAGAUUACAUAAUACGUGAAGGAACCAUGGGAACGAAGAUGUACUUCAUUCAGGAAGGAGUUGUGGACAUCAUCAUAAAGGACAGCCAAGUGGCCACCAGUCUGUCCGAUGGUUCAUAUUUUGGAGAAAUAUGCCUUCUAAGAAAUGCAAAACGAGUGGCUAGCGUCAGAGCGGAAACCUAUUGCAGCCUGUUCUCGCUGUCCGUUGAGCAUUUCAACAGCGUCUUGGACCACUACCCCGUCAUGAGGAAGACAAUGGAAAGUGUGGCGGCCGAGAGACUCAACAAGAUCGGACAGAAUCAAAAUACGACUGUACCAAAAAAGAGAAGGGAAGCAAAAGACGAGACUAACAUAAGCGUAGUCAGUGAACAAAAUGAGCAUAUUGUCGGUUCCAAUGAUACGUCAGAAUUUUUAACGAACAUUAAAUCGUGA